This is a messenger RNA of Drosophila subobscura, 1268 nucleotides long. RefSeq names its product ornithine decarboxylase 1 (gene Odc1). Bases 34 to 1221 code for a protein of 395 amino acids. Gene Ontology annotation, molecular function: ornithine decarboxylase activity. The transcript has 6 exons. Gene Ontology annotation, cellular component: cytoplasm. Lineage: Eukaryota; Metazoa; Arthropoda; Insecta; Diptera; Drosophilidae. The record is from RefSeq and is a predicted model, not a curated record.
UCAGUCUCUUUCUGAGUGGGCAGCCGUGCUAAGAUGUCGAGCGGAAUGCAGGAAAUCCAAUACUACGAGCACAAGCUCAACAUUCGCCGGGUUAUCGAGGAGCAGGCGAAGCUGCAGAACGUGGACGAGGCCCUCAACAUUUGCGAUCUGUCUAGCUUGGAGCGGAAAUAUAAUCUCUGGGUGCAGCUCCUUCCCCGAAUCACCCCCUACUAUGCAGUCAAAUGCAACGAUGAUCCCAUGAUUGUCAAGGUGCUGGCGGAUCUCGGUGCUGGCUUCGACUGUGCCUCCAAGAACGAGCUCAAAUUGGUUCUGGGACUGAACGUAGAGCCAGAACGGAUUAUAUUCGCCAAUCCUUGCCGUCCGGUCAGUCACCUGGAGUACGCCCAACAGCAGCGGGUGGCCAAUGGCACGGUGGACAACGAGUUCGAGAUCUACAAGCUGCACAAGUACUACCCCCAGUCCAACCUGAUUGUGCGCUUCAAGAGCGAGGCCAAGGAGGCACAGUGUCCGCUUGGCGACAAGUUCGGCUGUGAUGCGGACGCGGACGCCACGGCACUCAUGCUGCUGGCCAAGGCUCUCGACCUGCAAGUCACCGGCACCAGUUUCCACGUGGGCUCAGGCUGCAGCGAGCUGGAGGCAUACGAUCGGGCAAUCAAGAAGGCCAAGAACAUCUUCAACUUCGGAGAAAUGCUGGGCUAUGAGAUGAAUUUCCUGGACAUCGGUGGCGGCUUUCCCGGCAGCGAUGAUGACAAGUUCCAGAAGAUUGCGGAGAGUGUCAACAGCUCAGUGCAGCGCCACUUCCCAGAUGAUCGCGUCCAGAUCAUUGCCGAGCCCGGACGCUUCUUUGUGGCGGCCGCCUACACGCUGGUCUGCAAGAUCCAUGCCAAACGUGAGGUGCGCAAUGAGGCCGGAAAGCUGGACACUAUCAUGUACUACCUGAAUGACGGAGUCUACGGCUCCUUCAACUGCAUUCUCUACGAUCAUCAGGUGGUGACGGCAGAGCAUUAUUUGGAUGAAGCCGAGGCCCUGCCCGAAUUCAAGUCCGUGAUCUGGGGUCCCAGUUGUGAUGCCUUGGACAAGAUCUCGGAGGACCUGCGACUGCCCAACCUGAACCGAGGCGAUCUGCUGGGCUUCCGCAACAUGGGUGCCUACACGGUGCCCAUUGCCAGUCCAUUCAAUGGCUUCGAGCUGCCACGGACCCUGUACUUCCGCGCCAUGUGACUAAAAAUGCUGACAGGCAUAAAGAACACAAUUUCGUGUAUUUGUAA